This is a messenger RNA of Sebastes umbrosus (honeycomb rockfish), 1984 nucleotides long. Its product is annotated as cell wall protein DAN4-like. The record is from RefSeq and is a predicted model, not a curated record. Bases 548 to 1453 code for a protein of 301 amino acids. The transcript is spliced from 9 exons. NCBI's taxonomy places the organism in Eukaryota, Metazoa, Chordata, Actinopteri, Perciformes, Sebastidae.
UACAACCAGUGGAUCAACAAGUGGAGGUUCAACAACACCAACUGGUGGAUCCACAACAACUGGUACAUCAGCUACAACUGGAGAUUCAACAACAAGUGGUUCAACAACAACUGUUGGGUCGACAGCAACUGCAGGAUUGACAACAAGCAGCGCAUCAACAACAACCGGUGUUUCAACAACAACUGGUGGAUCAACUACAACUGAAGACUCAACAACAAGCGGAUCAACUACAACCGGUGGGUCAACAAGUGGAGGUUCAACAACAAGUGAUGCAACAACAACAACUGCAGGUCCAACAACAACUGGUGGACCAACGACAACAUCUGGAGGUUCAACAACAACUGUUGCUUCAAUUAUAACUGGAGAUUCAACAACAAGUGGAUCAACUACAACAACUACAGGGUCUACAACAAAUGGUGCAUCAACUACAAUUGAAGGUUCAACAACAACUACUGUUACUACUACCACUGCAGCUCCCCCACCAAUUGUGGUUCUCCAAGCAGUCUUGAUAGAACCAUUUGUAGAAGAACUCACUGAUAAAAACAGCAUGGAAUUCAAGACUCUUGAAGCAAACGUUGUAGCAGUGUUAACUGUCAUCUACAGGACCCAAUUUGGCGCUAUUUUCAACCGCAUUUAUGUCAUCGAGUUCAGGCAAGCUGUGGCCAGAACACGAAUGGGAAAUACUGAACUAGUGCUAGGGAUUGAGUUCAAUCAAACUGCUUCAGCUUCAGAAAUCCCACAGACUAUUGUUGUUGCAGAAACCUUAGUCGACGCUGUGUCUAACAACAGUACCUCAAACCUCCUUUUUGUUGCCACCUCCAUCGAAGCAACUCAAGGAAAUGUUACAACGGCAGCACCCUCUCUAAAUACUACAACUACUGCAAUCUCACCUGCUGCAACUACAACUACCAGUGCUGCAACUACGGCUACAACGACCUCAACUACAACAGCUGCAGCUACAACUGCCUCAACUACAACUGCUGCAACUACAACUACAACAACUACUACAACCACCACAUCAGUAACGACAACUGCUGAGGCAAUGACAACAAGGCGAUUGAUUUUCAGAUCUGCUGGAGAGACAUUUACAAGUGACUUGCAGAAUCCAUCAUCUGCAGCUUUUACGAGGCGAGCCUCAAUAAUAAAGACGAUGAUUGAACCUUUGUACCAAGAAGCAUUUCCUUCAUUCCGCACAUUGAUGGUGCUUUUUUUCAGUAAUGGCUCAAUCAUCAACCACUCGGACCUUACAUUUUUAUCCACAUCUGUUCCUAAUGGCACUCAGAUUAUAGAUGUUUUGGUCGGAGCAGCUUCAAACAUCACAGCCUUCAACAUUGACACCACCUCCAUUUCUGUGGAUGGCAUACAAGUGUCAAGUGGAGUAAGCCACAAGAUCAGGCUCAUCACUGCAUCCUUCCUUGUGCUGCUGUCAUGGCUACUGUCAAGCCAGCAAUAGUGCAGGGGUUAUGUCAAUGUGAAAUAAGACUUAUACUACUGAUAUUUUUCUGUUUGACGUCCCAGAAAGCCCAUCCAUGAGACAACUUUAAGCAUCUGGUCCACUGAAUAAAAACAAGUUAUCACUGUAAUUAAUUGCGUAAAAAAUGAGAGUAAUGACAAUUGAAACCUUGUAUAUCAGACACACCACACAUAAAACUUUCUCUAUGUACAAACACAAUUUUGACUUAUUGUGCUAUAAUAAUACUGUAUAGUUUAGAACAACUAACAUUUACAUUUAACAUAAUGCCCUGCAUGAUUAUAAAGUCACUUUUCUUAUUUAUAUGAAUUUAUAUUAUCAUACAUAUGUGUAAUCUGUGAGCUGACCUGUAUUUUUGUACAAUUUGAGUAAAAAAGACUAGGUCUUAUUGAUGAUCAGAAUACAAGAAAUGUGUAUACUAUAUUAUUAUAGGUUUUUAACAUCUAAAGUGGAUAAAAAAAAGUGUAUCACAUUAUAUUGAAGAUGCAUCCAUUAAAGGCACUGAAGAUAUGA